AGGUUGUCCUCUUCCACCCCUGAAAGGAACAACACACAAAACAGAUACGUUGAGAGAGAAUAUGGUAUGGCUACGAAAAAUUUCGACCGUGCAUCUACUUAGUUCUAAUUUAGUGCUAGUCGAAUUACCAUCUCCUCCUCUUUUUCCUCGGUGACGACAAUGUAAGCGAGUGAGUAAGCCCAAAAAGCACAACUACGAAUUCGAACUCAAUGGAAGCGGCGCGUGUUGUCCGUUGCUGGGAUUCAAAUCUAAGGAACGGGAUCGACGUGUAAAGGAUAAUUUGAAACUGGAUUGCAGUGUAUUCUUAAAUGUGGCAUAUUGAAGCAAAAAUGAUACCAGGUGGAAAAAGGUGUUUGAUUAUACCGGAAAACGGUAGUUGAGCUAAAUAGGAUACAGUGACAAUUGUAUGGAGUGAAUGUAUUUUCUAUGAAUAAGCUUAUUGCGCAAGACGAAGAUGGUAGUUCUCAGAAAUGAGACCAGUUUGAUUUGAUUGCUAACAAGAGUGUAAGCAAAUAAAUACCUUGCCGUGUGUAUGCAGUAUCAAUUGAAUAGAAAAAAAAGGUUGCAGUGACGAGUGCUUAGCAAAAAAAGUGUGUUUACCUCGACGUGUUUAGUGAUAAGUUAAGUGUACAGCGCAAAACGCUUAAUUCAAGGAAAAGCAGAAACGGCUAGAAAUUCCAUAUAGCUCGCAUUCACGUGUUUUCAGUAAAAUGAUCAACACGGUCAAAAAUAGUUUGAGCUGUCGGAAAAACUGUUUCAGCAGUCGAAGGAAAUAUUUCACAAUGUUGUUAAUUUUUCUGCUCUAUAUGGUAUCCCAGGUGCAGUCCUGUGGUCCGGGCAGGGGCAUUGGUGGUCCAAGAAGAACCCGCAAACUGCUGCCCCUAGUGUUCAAACAACAUGUACCGAACGUUAGUGAAAAUUCGUUAGGUGCCUCCGGAAUGCAAGAGGGACAAAUUUCACGUAACGAUAGCAAAUUCCGCAACCUAGAAACCAACUACAACAAGGAUAUAAUCUUCAAAGAUGAAGAAGGUACCGGCGCUGAUCGUGUUAUGACCCAGCGCUGUAAAGAGAAGCUGAAUAUAUUGGCUGUCUCGGUGAUGAACCAAUGGCCCGGUCUACGGCUUAUGGUGACCGAGGGUUGGGAUGAAGACCACAUGCAUGCCCGGGAAUCCUUACACUAUGAGGGCCGGGCGGUGGAUAUCAUGACAUCAGACAAGGAUCGGUCCAAAAUCGGAAUGUUGGCACGAUUAGCCGUCGAAGCUGGCUUUGAUUGGGUGUACUAUGAAAGCCGGAGUCAUAUACACUGUUCCGUCAAGUCAGAUUCAUCCCAGACAAACCACGCGAGUGGAUGUUUUACUGGAGACAGUUUAGUCCAAACGGCCUCCGGAGAGAAACGGAAACUCAGUGAGCUUCAAGUUGGCGAAAGCGUGCUCAGUGUCGAUGGCUCCGGGAACACCGUAUAUAGCGAGGUGAUAAUGUUUAUGGAUCGCGAUACUCAUCAGAGCCGAGAAUUUGUCCAUAUCGUAGCCGAUGGCGGUGCACAGAUAACUGUUACACCAGCGCACUUGGUGAUGGUUUGGCAAAAAGACAUUGGUGAAUCACGUUACAUGUUUGCCGAUCGCGUUCAAGAAGGUGACUACAUUUUAGUCAACAUUGACAGCAUUCUGGAACCUCGAAAGGUUCUACGAAUAUCAGCGAAACUAUCGCAAGGGGUAUACGCUCCAUUAACUAGGGAAGGAACGGUCGUAGUAGACUCUAUAGCUGCCUCUUGCUACGCUCUCAUAAAUAGCCAGAGGGUAGCACAUCUAAGUUUUCUGCCGUAUCGGGCAGCGCAAAAAAUUAUGAAUCUAUUCAAAACUAGUAGUCAAAGUCGUAGCUUAAGUCUGCCUCGGCAUGAAGGCAUCCACUGGUACGCCAAAACGUUGUACGCAAUCAAAGACUACGUCAUACCGACGGAUUGGCUCUACCAUUAACGAUGGCUGAAAAUUCAUCUACAUAAAAAUAGUCGGUCAACCAUUUGUAUAUAGUGUAAAUUUCUGUUUUAUCGUAAACAAUUAUAACUCCCGUUGUUUCCUGUAACUGAAACGAACA
Molecule: messenger RNA, 2091 nt
Organism: Ochlerotatus camptorhynchus
Lineage: Eukaryota; Metazoa; Arthropoda; Insecta; Diptera; Culicidae
Gene: hh
Product: desert hedgehog signaling molecule-like
Exons: 3
Coding region: 711-1973 (420 amino acids)
Biological process (GO): multicellular organism development; regulation of gene expression; intein-mediated protein splicing
Molecular function (GO): calcium ion binding; patched binding
Source: RefSeq, a predicted model, not a curated record